CUUCCAUCCAUCAACAAGCCUUUAAAUUCCUUACUUUCUUAAUUAAUUUGAAAUUCUUUCAUAACUACUCCACUCUUCUAUUUCUAACUUCAGAAAACAUUCAAACAAUGGCCAUUCGCCAGAUUCUAAGGCGGUCGUUGUCCAAUGAAAGAAGGUCGGCUGAAGUUCCAAAAGGGCACGUUGCCGUCUAUGUUGGUGAUAACGAAAAGAAGCGCUUUGUGAUUCCAGUCUCAUACUUGAACCAUCCUUCGUUUCAAGAAUUGCUCUUUCAAGCUGAGGAAGAAUUCGGGUUCAAUCACCCGAUGGGUGGCCUCACCAUUCCUUGCAGCGAGGACAUAUUCGUAGAUUUCAUCUCUGGUUUGAGCAGAAGAUGAAUUGUAGCAAUAAUGUUUUAGGAGUAGAAUUUUGCAGAUUAGAAAAUGUAUCCUCUGAGAAUAUAUUAGAAUGUACACCAAACAAAUUAUUGAGAAACUUUUGUUUCCUUAA
This is a messenger RNA of Salvia splendens (bonfire salvia), 486 nucleotides long. Its product is annotated as auxin-induced protein 15A-like. Bases 108 to 374 code for a protein of 88 amino acids. NCBI's taxonomy places the organism in Eukaryota, Viridiplantae, Streptophyta, Magnoliopsida, Lamiales, Lamiaceae. The transcript has a single exon. Gene Ontology annotation, biological process: response to auxin. The record is from RefSeq and is a predicted model, not a curated record.